AUGCGGUGGCUCCCGGGGUUCUGGGGGUUCCGACUGCUUUUUUGCCUCUUGCUAUUGACCGCUCGCCUUGCGGGCAGCAGCGCCACCAGCGCCCACGGCUGCCUGUUUGACCGUAGGCUCUGCUCUCAUCAGGAGGUCUGUAUCCAGGAUGGUUUGUUUGGACAGUGCCAGACAGGUGCAGGGAGAGUACGGCCCCUGCUGCAGGUCACCUCACCCAUCCUCCAGCGAUUGCAAAAUGUGCUUCGGCAGCUCAUGUCCCAAGGCCUAUCCUGGCAGGAUGACAUCACUCAGUAUGUGAUAUCCCAGGAGAUGGAGAAGAUCCCCCGGCUCCGGGCACCAGACCCUGGCUCCAAGGACAGGUCCAGCCUGGCAUCCAGGAGACCUGCUCUCCCUGGGGAGUUGCUUCCACCUGGCCCUGCCACAGGCUCCACCCCUGCAGCCCAACAGCGACUUCAGAGGCCUCUGCUGGGUGGGGGUGGGGGUGGGGCUCUGCUGCCUUCCCUCCCAGCUGAACUGCUGCCUCCACUCCUGGAGCAUCUGCUGCUGCCCCCACAGCCCCCACUCCCUGCCCUGAGCUAUGAGCCCACACUGCUGCAGCCCUACCUCUUCCACCAGUUUGCCUCCCAGGAAAGUUCCCGGGCCCUGGAAAACUCCCCAGGGUUGGUCACAGUCGUCCCUCAGUCAAAGGCCGAGGCCCCAGCCCUCUUCAGUAGAGCUGCUUCUAAGAAUGUGUUUGGUGCCCAUCCCAGCCUUUCCUACAGGAACCCUCCAGGACCUGUACCUGCUCAGCUGUUCCAGGACCCUGGACUCCUCUACCUGGCUCAGGAGCCCCCUGCCUCAGUCAGAGUCAAGGGUCAAAGGCUACAUGAACAGGGAGGCACCAGCCAGGGAGGAGAGUCUCCAAAGACCUAUGGGGAGGAAGGGAUAGGGGGCACUGGGGAGCGGGAACCAGAGCCUCCUGCUUUAGCAUCCCUAUCAUCAGGCCCCCAACCAGAUGUUGUUCUGCAGAGACUGGCUGCAGUGCUGGCUAACUAUGGGGUAGAGUUAAAGCAGCUGAGUCGGGAGCAACUCACCAGCCUCUACACUCUGAUGCAGCUGCUGCCCAAGGGAAUCAGGAAGAGCCAGGGUGAAGCUGGAAAUACUGAUGCUGAGACUAAGAAAGUAAUGGAAGGAGACAUGCAGCACACGGUAGAUAGAGUAGAAUCUCCUUCUGCCAUGGCCUCCUUGCCUGAACUCCCUGUUGGUAGCACCACCCCACUUCAUGCCCAGAGAGCUGAAAUGGAAGGCCCCACUGAGCCACCGCCUUCCCUGGUUAUGCCCGUCCUGAUGGAAAAGAAGAGUCCACUAAGUCAGAAAGGACUCUCUAGGGGAGAUCAGCCCCCUGCUCCCUCUACAGAGGAGUAUGGCUACAUAGUUACUGACCAGAAGCCCCUAGGACUGACUGCUGGUGUCAGACUCUUGGAGAUCUUGGCAGAACACAUCCACAUGUCUUCUGGGAAUUUCAUCAAUAUCAGUGUGGUGGGAUCAGCCCUCACCUUCCGAAUCCGGAACAAUGAGCAGAACAUGUCUUUGGCUGACGUGACACAGCAAGCUGGACUGGUGAAGUCAGAGCUAGAAGCAGAGACGGGGUUCCGAAUCGUGCAGACAGGGGUGGGCCAGCGUGAAGAAGCAGCUGCGGUGCUACCCCGGCCAGCUCGAGGGACUCCCCCAUUUCGUUCUGUGCUGCUGACCCUGGUGGCCCUAGCAGGCGUGGCAGGGCUGCUAGUGGCCGCAGCCUUAGCCAUCUGUUUGCGGCAGCAUGGGCGACUUCGAGAAAAGGAACGCCUGGCAGCCCUGGGGCCUGAGGGAGCCCAUGCAGAUACCACCUUGGAGUACCAGGAGCUGUGCCGUCAGCACAUGGCCACCAAGUCUCUGUUUAGCCGGUCAGAGGGACCGCCAGAGCCUUCAAGGGUGAGCAGCAUCUCCUCUCAGUUCAGCGAUGCUGCCCAGGCCAGUCCCAGCUCCCACAGCAGCACUCCAUCCUGGUGUGAGGAGCCUGCCCAGGCCAACAUGGACAUCUCCACAGGACACAUGAUCCUGGCAUAUAUGGAGGAUCACCUAAGAAACCGUGACCGACUGGCCAAGGAGUGGCAAGCCCUUUGUGCCUACCAGGCAGAGCCCAAUGCUUGUAGCACAGCCCAGGGUGAUGCCAACCUCAAGAAGAACAGGAACCCUGACUUUGUGCCCUAUGACCAUGCCCGAAUCAAGCUGAAGGUGGAAAGCAGUCCUUCUCGGAGUGAUUAUAUCAACGCUAGCCCGAUUAUUGAACACGAUCCUCGGAUGCCAGCCUACAUUGCCACUCAGGGUCCACUGUCCCACACUAUUUCGGACUUCUGGCAGAUGGUGUGGGAAAAUGGUUGCACAGUCAUCGUGAUGCUGGCACCCUUGGUGGAGGACGGAGUCAAGCAAUGUGACCGCUACUGGCCAGACGAGGGCUCAUCCCUCUAUCAUGUCUAUGAGGUGAACCUGGUUUCGGAGCACAUCUGGUGUGAGGACUUCCUGGUUCGCAGCUUCUACCUGAAAAAUGUGCAGUCCCAAGAGACACGCACCCUCACCCAGUUCCACUUCCUCAGCUGGCCAGCUGAGGGCAUCCCAACCUCGACUCGGCCCCUGCUGGACUUCCGCAGGAAGGUGAACAAGUGUUACCGUGGACGAUCCUGCCCCAUCAUUGUGCAUUGCAGUGAUGGAGCUGGGAGGACUGGUACUUACAUCCUCAUUGACAUGGUGCUGAACCGAAUGGCAAAAGGAGUGAAGGAAAUUGACAUUGCUGCUACCCUGGAGCAUGUUCGAGACCAGCGCCCCGGACUCGUCCGAACCAAGGACCAGUUUGAAUUUGCAUUGACAGCAGUGGCAGAGGAAGUAAACGCCAUCCUGAAGGCUCUGCCUCAGUGAACAACCCUGCUGUUUCUGCUUCCUGCCCUUCCUGUGGACAUGGUUCAACCCCUGUACUCCUUCAUGGUCCGUGCAAGCAUCUCUGUCCUAUGCCAGCACCCCGUACUCUGUAUCUCCUGCCCCACUCUACCCUGGGCUUCUCAGAGCUGAACCUGAGCCCCUCUCCAAAACAUGGAGGGGGAAUCAGACCCCUCUCCUACACACCCCAGGUCUCCGGGUUCCCACAUGCAGGAACCCUAGGUUCCACUAAAGGGCAGUUGUCUGCAAGGUAAGAGAAGGGGAGGGGGGAAGGGAGGGCAUAAAUUUACACCCACAGGCUUCUUCCUUUCUUCCUCUGCCCUUCCAACUCCUGUCUCCCCAAUGGCCCCAGAGUCAUGAAGGAUUGCCUAUAACUUAUGGCACACUUCAGUAUGAGUAAAAGUGUUGGGGGGGGGGGGUCAGGGGAGUUUCCAGCUUUGAACUCCACUCCUCCUAUCUAACCAUCCUCCAAACCUCACUCUAAUUUUCCCACCUUAUAAAAGCUUUAGCCCUGCCCUGAGGCCAAAACAGCUGCAACCCAACCUCCCCCUGUGGAGGAGGGAAUCUGGGCUCUCUGCUCCAGGACUGUGACUCUCUGGCAUCCUGCCCUUUCUAGACCAUCCCUUUUCCCUCUCCCAACUUCCCAACCAACCGACUGACCAACCCACAGUCUGCCCCUGGACUCCCUUUCCCUCCAGUGCUACAUCAACCUUUCUAGAAAGAUCUAAUUUUGUAUCAAUGUGAAUAAAGUCCAUGUUUUAUC
Molecule: messenger RNA, 3712 nt
Organism: Vombatus ursinus (common wombat)
Lineage: Eukaryota; Metazoa; Chordata; Mammalia; Diprotodontia; Vombatidae
Gene: PTPRN
Product: protein tyrosine phosphatase, receptor type N
Exons: 23
Coding region: 1-2931 (976 amino acids)
Biological process (GO): protein dephosphorylation
Cellular component (GO): secretory granule
Molecular function (GO): protein tyrosine phosphatase activity
Source: RefSeq, a predicted model, not a curated record